Blepharisma stoltei is the source of this 2359-nucleotide messenger RNA. The record is from the annotation of a GenBank genome assembly. NCBI's taxonomy places the organism in Eukaryota, Ciliophora, Heterotrichea, Heterotrichida, Blepharismidae.
AUGGUUGCUGCUAAACAUUGUGGGUAUGAACUUGAACGCCUCCUUGUGAGUUUUAUAUAGACUUUAUUAAAUCAAAAGCCGAUUAAUGAAUUUAAAGUCGAGACUAAGCUCAACCUUUCAGAGCAGCGUGUUAUUCACUCUGACGUUGACAGAACUCGGCCAAAAGUUCUUAGCGAUAAUGAAAGAAUUCAAUUGGAGACCAUGCUAACGUUUUAUUGCAAAGAACUAAAAAUCACAUACAAGCAAGGGAUGAAUGAGCUAAUGGCACCAUUUCUUCUGAUGACUAGAAAAGGAAUUGCUUUACAUGAAGCUUAUGCUUCAUUCAAGAAAUUCAUACAAAUAACUCUCCCUACUAUGUUUAUUGAUAAUGUAAUUUUUUAUUUAGGCCUUUCGACCAUUGCAUGGACUCUUUUUAAUAUUUAAUCUGCUUUUCAGAUACCAUGAACCAGACCUUUGCUCUUUUUUUCAAGAAAACACAGUAUAUCCAGAAUGUUACGCGACAUCAUGGUUUGUGACCGCUUUUGCAAGCAAAAUUAUCCAAUUUUACAUUAAAUACGAAUUUUCCUGCCAUAAAUAUUCUAGUUUUUAUAUUCAAAACUAUUAGAAUAAAAAUAUUGAGACAUUAUCUUAUCUCUGGGAAAGUCUAGUACAAGAAUCAGACGUAUUAUUUAUUUGCUACAUUUCAAUUGCGUUACUUCAGCGUUACAAAAGUAAACUAUUGGAAGAGCAAGGGCCUUCAAUCGCUCAAGUCAUAUCCAAAAUCAAGCUUGAAAGCAUUGAAGAAAUCGCUUACCUCAUCGAAAAAGCUCAAGAUCUGAAGAGAAAAAUGCCUUUUUCUCUUCAUAUGAAGCUACAAAAUUAUAAUAUUUAUAAUUUAGACACCAUUGACUCAGUACUUGCAGCACUCAAUAAAGAGUAUUGCUUGAGUGUCCUUCCAAGAGAAGUCAUGCAAAACUGCUACCCGGGCCAAAAAUUUUGCACCUGCAUUGACGAGAAAUGCUCAUGGUGUACUUCACAAGUCCCAGAGAUUCCUAUCGUUUUAAUCGACUGCCGGCCAGACUCAGAGCAGAGGCAUGGGAGAUUCCCUAACUCGAUUUUGCUCGACAAGCGGGCGUAUAAUGACGAAAACAUUAUGAUUAACAUCCCAGAUUCUUUUAAUGAAUUAAAAGGCGUAUUUCAUAUCUUUCUUCUGGGAAAUAAAGAAUUCCGAGCUUCAGAUUUCAGUUUAAGGAAAAAUUCUGAUGAAGAAGAUCCUGUUCAAAACAUGUUGGAAAAUUUAUUGCAGCUUUUCAUUAUAAAAGGGUUUCCUUAUGUAAGCUUGGUAGAGGGAGGCUUCCAAAAGUGCCAUGAAUUCGCGAUGCAUUAUAAAUUAAAUAUUGAAAACCAUCAAAACGCUUCAUGCGAUGUUUGCAAUCCAAAUGUCUCCUGUUCGUCGAUCGAGUCCAAGCUGAGAAAGCUGAAAGAUGUGAUCCAUGGUAAGGUUAGAGCAUUCACCACUGUGGUCAAAGAUAUUGGUAAAUCUAUCAGCCCGACUGAGCCAGCUAAAAAAUUGUCAGACUCAGAAAAAUAUUUGAGCGACCCAAGUGCGAAAUUUUAUUUAUGCAAAAAAUAUGAUGAAGAAAGCAAUUGCGUCAUACAAAGCUCGAUGUCAUUAAUAAUUACAGAAACUGAAAUUGCGAUAGGGCAAAUCAGAAAUAACAGAAAGCGAUCUAUAACUCAGGUUAUCGAUUCUAAAAAAAUAAGCAGCCUACAGAAAUUUACAACCAAGCUUAACCCUAAUACGAUGCUGAAUUUUUACUUUGGAAAAUCAUCAAAACCAAUAUGUAUCAUAUUAAAAAGCACUCGGGAAGUCCACGAGUGCUCAUCACUGAUAUCAAAAUAUUAUUUAAUUAAGAUAUGGCGUCACUCGAAUUUUCUGGUCUCCCGCCGAAAAUCCAUCUCUUGCAUAUUUAAUUAUAAGUUUUGGUUUCCUCCUGGUUUAAAUUAUCCCAGCUAUGUCAGGGAAGCAAGAGCUAGGUUUUUUUUUACCGGCCUCCUGUCUUUAGGGAAUAAAAUUUUUCAGAAGGGUACCACCUACCUCAGGAGGUUGAGGCUGAAACCUUUAGGGUGCCUGAUAGACCCAAGUAAGUAGCCUGAGCUCAAUGAAGAGUCUUCGAAUCCCAGACUUCAAAACUAGCAUCCUCAUUGUGUAAAGAAGUCAAGGUGGUCAUACUUUAACGGGCCUGGGGAAGAUGGUGCGAAUUUCACCCAGAGCGAUGUUGGAGGCAGCAGUGGCAGCAUUUAACUUGUUGGAUACAAAUGAAUAAUAAAUCUAAUUGAAUUGAUAUCAAAAUAUUAUAAAAGUAAUAAGGAGUGGUAA